Molecule: messenger RNA, 411 nt
Organism: Mesorhabditis belari
Lineage: Eukaryota; Metazoa; Nematoda; Chromadorea; Rhabditida; Rhabditidae
Source: the annotation of a GenBank genome assembly
AUGCACACGGUCUACAUCCUCGACUUCGGAAUUGCUCGCAAGUACACAAAUCACAAGGGUGAAUUGAAGACGCGACGUGCUGAGGUCCGCUUCAAGGGAACGGUCGGUGAAGGACGAUGUGGAGUCGUGGUUCUACCUGCUAUUGGAUCUCAUCGUCAAGGUCUGCCUUGGAAGAAAAUUGAUGAUAAGAACAUUGUACAAGGCCGCAAGGAGGAAGCUCGCAAGGAUAAGGAUCUCUACGGAACGCUCAAGUGCAAGAAUGACUAUCAGAAGAUUCUCACCUACAUCGAUCGCCUCGAGUACACCGAUCAUGUCGAUUAUCAAUUCAUCUACGAGAAGCUCAAACGGAUCGCUGCCCAGCAGAGCAUCAACAUCGACGACCCGUACGAUUUCGAGCCGCCUUCAAAGAAG